AUGGCCAUCGCACUGGACCUGCAUCGCGAACUGCCGGCUGGCAUGAAAGUCACCCCCGCCGAGCGAGAAGGCCGACGUCGACUCUUCUGGUCUUGCUACCUCAUGGAUCGUUUUUCUGCAACCGGCUCCAAGCGCCCGUCAUUGGUUGCGGAUGAAUGCAUUGUGCUUCGUCUUCCCAGCUGGCAGCUGCACCCCGGUGCAAUGCCACUAGAAGGAGACUAUUUUCCGAGCGGCUGCAAUCUACAGUACUUGGGCGGUGCUGGAAAAGGUGGACAAGGGAGUAUGGGUAUGCUGAUCGGUAUAGCGAGGAUCCUGGGCAUCACCAAUCGUUACCUCGCAGCCGGUGGCGUCAAGGGCGACUCGCACUUCCCAUGGCACUCGCUAUCCACCCUAUCCAAGAUACGACAGGAGCUUGACAUAUGGGCCUCCGACACUCAGGACACUUUUACGUCGAUCGAAGCUCUUUUUGGCCAACCGGACAGCGUUAUCUUGGUCCUCAGCAAGCUCGUUUACCACCUCAUCCACUGCCUCAUAUACCGCCCCUUUCUACCGGUUGACCUAGCAGAGCUAUCCAGCACCUCCCAGCAUCAACCCUGGCAAAUCGAGGCCACGAAUCUAUGCUUCCUACAUGCGAACGCCAUUGCGGAGCUAGUCGAGAUAGGGGGCGCUUCUUCUAUUAUAGAUUGGCCAGCUUUUGUCGGCUAUUGCUUGAGCACAGCGGGAACAAUUCACGUGCAUGGCGCACAUUAUCCAGGAAGAGAAGGCGAGGUGUUCUCGGUCAGCGCGGAAUUCUUGUCGCGCGAGAUGCAGCAGCUGUCUGAGCUACGUUGCAUCUGGGCCGGCGUACAGCAUCAACGGGACACACUACAGACGAUCUACGGGUGUCACACUGAGCUCGUUAAAUCCUUGGCCAGUAACCCCAUGCGCUACGCACCAGUCUUCCAGCUCGAGGACUUUUUCGACAGUCUUGCAACCUACAAUAUUGAGCAGCGUAAUAAUAUGUACAUGAGCAGUGGCAUUGUCGGCAGCAGCCAGAACUUCCAGCCGCGAUCUCUUCCGUCACAACAUCGACAGUACUCCAAUGGCCACCCGAACAAGAAGCGACGAUCGACCGCGGCCUCGAAGAUCUCAACCCAAUCGCAGCCUCCCCCAUUGCCCACACCAACAUCAGCAACCCACCCACCCGUCAUUCGUAAAUCUAGACCUUCGGAUGCUGGCACCUCAGACAGCAAUUCGAAUGCCAGUCCCGGCGAGACUAAGGCCAACCUUCCCGCCGGACAUUCGGUACCGCCGUACACCCCACCACCUAACCACGGAUCCCUGAACCUUCCAAACACGAGCGGCUCUGGCCUGACCAUGCCAUUCAGCCCGAACUUUUCAUUCUCACCACUACCACAAUUCGCAAGUCUCGCGCCGUCCCCGGUGCCGCGAACGGCAAAUCUCUCCGGUCAAGACAAGUCAGCAACCCAUUUCGAUCCCAUGCUGAACAUGCCUACGCCAUACGACCAACAGCCGACCCCGGGUGCAGGAAGCACGUCAGGCGCAUCAGUACACACAGACCCUGACAGCAAGGACCCCUUCCUGAGUUUAUUGGAACAGCUUGCAGAGAAUGAAGUUAGCCGUGGUGGGCCCAGUGAAUUGGAUUACUUCUUGGGUGGCCAGAGUGGCUAG
Parastagonospora nodorum SN15 is the source of this 1671-nucleotide messenger RNA. RefSeq lists its product as hypothetical. Gene Ontology annotation, biological process: DNA-templated transcription. The record is from RefSeq and is a predicted model, not a curated record. NCBI's taxonomy places the organism in Eukaryota, Fungi, Ascomycota, Dothideomycetes, Pleosporales, Phaeosphaeriaceae. Gene Ontology annotation, molecular function: DNA binding; zinc ion binding. Gene Ontology annotation, cellular component: nucleus. The transcript is spliced from 2 exons. The coding region runs from base 1 to 1671 and encodes 556 amino acids.